This is a messenger RNA of Mucor velutinosus, 1179 nucleotides long. RefSeq lists its product as uncharacterized. NCBI's taxonomy places the organism in Eukaryota, Fungi, Mucoromycota, Mucoromycetes, Mucorales, Mucoraceae. The coding region runs from base 1 to 1179 and encodes 392 amino acids. The record is from RefSeq and is a predicted model, not a curated record. The transcript is spliced from 4 exons.
AUGAACACAUGCGAAUUCACAGAUACAAAAUUUGAUACGAAGACUACCCGCGCCAAUUUUAUCUUCUCUCAAGAAAACGAUAAAGAACCAAAAUAUGUAUAUCGCUUAGAUGCAGAGAAUUUCGAGAUCAGGAACAGUGAUAAUAGCAAUUAUUUCCAGUUGAAUUGUACAAAUGUAGACGAAAAGGUGAACUUUCAACAUGCGAAUCAUUUCUACUUGAAUGAAAGGCUAUAUGUUUUUAUCGCUGCCAAGUCAAUUGAUGGGCUGAACUCUGUUAUAUAUCUUGUUGACACCUCAAAAAAGCCAGCUGUUCAACAACUCGUAUUUAAUAGACAAAUCAAAGGGAUUGUAACUAACAUUUUCGUAUCAAAUGCUCUCAAGAACGACCAGAAAGAAGAUUACUAUAUUGUUACGAUUGGCACCCUAGAUUCUGCUGUUUAUGUGUUUAGAACAACCGCUGAAAUGACCCUUGAAAAGCAAGCCUUGACAUGUGCAUUGUUGAGAACUGAUGCAAGAAAUGCAAUAACUCAGCAACUGAUCGUUCUUGAUACUCAGUCCAAAUCACCAGCAGAUGUUUACAUUUUGUGUGGAGGAUCAAAUGGCAUCAUUGACAUAUUCCUCAUGAAAGGUGACAGCAAGAUUGAAAAUGAGCCUGAAGUCGAGUUCAGAAGGCAUCACCUGUUAAAACUACCGUCAAACCUGCCUAUUGUAUCGAUGCAAUGCCACAAAUUCACUGAUCAAGAAGUUUUGUUAGCCAUCAGCCAAGAACUGUAUAACCCAACUCGAAUCAGUCGAUCUAUCGAACCUUCUGUAUCCGUUGUUAAGUUCAAUACACACAAACUGAUGGGAAAGGACGUUCGUUCAAUGACGUUCAAAAGUGGAACACACAUAAUCCGCAAAGAAACCAUGAUAAAAGAGCCCUUUUAUGUAUGGACUUGCUAUGCGGAUAAAGAUGGUGGCCAAUUUAUGCUGACUCAAUAUGAAUUUGACACGAAAAAAUUUGAAUUUGGCGAUAGAACAAACACAUUUCUACCGCAAGCAAAAGGAAAGGCUCUAGACAUUCAGCAAGUGGCCGUUUUUGAUAAAGAUUCAUGCCUCGUCCUUGGUAAAGAAGCCUUGCAAAAGCUGAAAUCAGCAAACCCGCAGCUCAGAAAACGCAAAAGGCAACUUUCGACAUGA